AUGAUAAGCUUUUUGAUAAUUGGCAUUGCAUUUGCAAUUGGGCACCAUGCGUUCUACCGAUCACUACAGAACACGGAGGUCCGGUCGGCGCCGUAUCAAUUUGCAGGAUGGCAGAUCACACCACAGCAGCUGAACACGGCGGGUGGAACGGCAUUCGCUUUCGCUGUGAAAGCAAGCCUGGUGCUGGCGAUUUCGACGGCUUAUGUUCAGCUGUUUUUCCGGGCGAUCACCAAGGUUAGCCACAGUAUGGCGUGUAUCGACAGCUGGUUUUCUGGAUUAGGCGACAUAACUGCACUCUUUGGCUUGACAACUUUCUGGACGCACCCCGUACUAGCUACUAUUGCUAUGACUACAUGGCUUCUUCCAAUCGCGGCCAUUGUCGCACCAGCGACGCUCUCUGUCAGUUUUGAUCACUUGCCACCUGUUGAGGAAUCCCACUUCGUCCCUGUGCCUGCUUUCGCAAGCUUAAAAUUUGCCGACCCCUAUUCGCAGGGCGGCUAUAAAUCGAGCUUCGAAGUUACCAGAACAGUACAAGCUACAGCUGCCGCUGGCUCAAUUCUUCCAAUUCCGGCCCCUGCAGUGAAUGCUUCCUGGGUUGCUACUAUGCCAGCUCCAAGGUUAGCUUGCGAUAAUGUCGACGACACAAUUCUGAAUGCCAUCAAAGACAACCUUGCAGUCAUGUUGGCACCUUUUGUGAGAUCAACGUACGAUCCGACCGAUCCCGAUUACUCGGGUGACGGGUGGGAGGCGACGGUAUUUGCAGAAAAUAUGCUCAACUAUAUGUCCUGGAGUGCUACUAGCAACAAAGACAUUCGGGCCUAUUCAGAGAUGCCGCCUCUCGAUAUCUAUGACCCAGCUGAGUUUGCCGCUGUAGGCCGGCCAACAGCAUCUCAGUUCGCGGCAAUCGCACUGCAAAUUGGAUUCGACAGGCCCAUCAACAUUUUCCAGGACCUGUUAUACGUAGCUUCCCUGCCCCGUCUGGUGGACACUUGGCAAAACGUGCCUGAUGCUUUCUACGCCUUUAUCAAAGGUUGGAAUGCCUCUACGGCAGACGGAGCGCGCAAAGCUAUGGACUGGGCAUUCGAGGAAGCGUCAGUUGUGCGCUGCAAGCUCGUGCCAUCAGAGUAUACUCUCAGCUUCUCAUACGACGGACCAGCACAAGAACAAAAAAUAGAGAUUCUCCAUGUCAUAGAUGUCGAGAUGGACCUUCACCGUCAGUGGCCAAUGGUUGCCACCGGAACUGCUGAUCCUGGAUGUCUGUAUCUCGUCGAUCGCGACUCUAUUGUCGCUGCCGAAGGCAAGAAUCCGUCCGAAUGCCAAAUUGAUGAUGAAAUUCUACUUCGACAAUCAUACCGGGCUAUGAUGGACAGUUUUGCGAAGCUCACAGUGGGAGCGAUGAACCCCAAAGGCGUGGAAGAGGGAACCGCGAUACUUGCAAGCCCAAGCUCAAUGCUGCCGAAUCGGUCGGAUUCCACCUUUGGACAUUAUCAGUACAAAACCCAAGUACUGGGCACCUCAUUGGCAGACAGUAUAGAGCUAAAAUUGUUGGAUCAGACCGUCGUGGGAGCAGAAGACUUGAUUGAAGCUUACACGGCCUAUGACGCGCCGAACUUGAACGGCCGUGAAUAUGCGACCGUCCUAGAUGAGGCCUACAGUUUACUUCGACCAGCAUCGCAGACUGCUCCUCGCAAACACUUGAAGGACAUGAUUGAAGAACUUUUCUUCAAUGUCUCGAUAUCGAUGGCCAGCUCCACUAUGUUCAGGUAUAACAUAACAGCCCCAAAUGCACCGGGAAACGUCACAGUAACUAUCAACAGAAUGGGUAAUGUCUACUCAUAUUCGGCAGAAAAACUUUGGCUUGCGUACGGUCUAGCCAUAAGCAUCGCAAUCAUCAGCGUGGCUAUCGGGCUCCUGGCAAUUUUUAGAUCAGGCGCCUCAUUUACUCUGAACUUUUCCACGAUCGUUAGAGCGACGAGGACUGCAGAUGUCAGUAUUGAGAUGGACGAGCAAAGCCUCCCUGGGAAAGAUCCCCUUCCCAAAUCCUGGAAGCGAGCCAGGUUCACAAUACAGCCCGUUGCUGCAUACCAGGUCAACAAUCUGAAAUCAGGGCCAUACGCUUCAGUCAAUCAGAAUGACGAUAGACCACCCCAAGCAGAAGAUCAGCUGAGUCCAGAACUACGGUUCGACAAGAGACCUGGAGGCAAUGCUCUCGAGAGAGCCGAAGAGCGACGGUCGCCUCGACCGGGUGCACGCGAGGACAACGAAUGA
Messenger RNA from Cercospora beticola, 2268 nucleotides. RefSeq lists its product as uncharacterized. The record is from RefSeq and is a predicted model, not a curated record. NCBI's taxonomy places the organism in Eukaryota, Fungi, Ascomycota, Dothideomycetes, Mycosphaerellales, Mycosphaerellaceae.